Fomitopsis serialis is the source of this 1068-nucleotide messenger RNA. RefSeq lists its product as uncharacterized. NCBI's taxonomy places the organism in Eukaryota, Fungi, Basidiomycota, Agaricomycetes, Polyporales, Fomitopsidaceae. The record is from RefSeq and is a predicted model, not a curated record. The transcript has a single exon. Bases 1 to 1068 code for a protein of 355 amino acids.
AUGGAGGAAAAUAUCUGGCUCGCACUUCAUGACAUCCCGACACUCACCGAAUUGGCAGUACUCGCCAUUUAUGGCGAGGUUGUCUGUAUCCCGUACAUCCGUUCAGCACGCGCAUGCCAAAACGGACUCCGGCUCGGGCCCUUGCACGAUCGCGUCAAGGCACACAGCGCAUCACUGAUCGACAACCCGAACCUUGUACUCGCAACCGACGCUACCUAUGAAACAGCCGUUCUAGACGGUAGUGAGUGGGAACGUUCGGAGGUCAUAGAAGCCAUACAUCGGAUGAUACCUGAGCUCCCAGCUCUACCAGCAAUCCUUGUGGCCUUCCUCAAGGGGGCAGCCGAGACGUGGGAGCGCUUUACCGAGGAAUUUGCACCCGGGAGCGAAAUCAGCACUGCGACAAGUGACGAACUUGACCAGGCAUGGAUGCUAUCAACGAACGAUGCAAACGAGGGCGCACUGGGGGCUUACCGGUUGUGGACACGCCAGAAUCCCCGUAGGACCCAGGCCUACUUCAAUGCGCAGAAGCGCUACCACGAGAACAGGACGCAGGACUUCAUGGACGCGAUGUUGGAUGAAGGCGACCAUACGCACAUUCGCCAGAAGGCGCGGGAGCUUGACAGUAGCGGGCACGAGGUUCGACGUCGCGAGCAACAGGCUGAGCAUGACAUCGCUGUUGCUCGACAGCGAGCUGCUGAAACCGCGGCGAAAGAACAGCGCGCGAGGGGACGUGUGACGCGGCUGCGGGAGAUCGAGCUGAUAGAUGAUGAAGUCAGGCUCGAGAAGCUGACUAGGGAUGAGAUUGACAAUCAGUUGAAGGUUCGCCGACUCGACGACCCAGACAUACUGUCGAUCUCAUCCAUGAAGAAGAACCACGUUAAGAAAGCGGAAGCUCUCGCCGAACUUCGCAAGGCAAUUGCACGCGCAAUGGCACGCGAAGCGGCAGUGCAGCCUGGCUCGCAGUCACAGACGGUGGGACCGAGUACUCACCAAGACGAUACUGUACAGCUUGAUCAGACGUACACACUAGUCGUUGAUAAUGACCUUGAUUCGGACACGGAAGAGUAA